AUGGGUUGGCGGGACAUCUUCGCCUCUGACGCAGCGCAGUUCCGGCAGGAUAUGCAGCGGCAUCGAUUGCUCCCUACUCACGAAGGUGAUGAGGUUCCCACGGAUCAUCCUGCAAAGGAAGUUACUAGACUUGCGCUGCGACUGAAAUACCAGCUCGAGCAAGUUAUCCCCUGCGAGCUCGAUGAGGACUCGGUCACAAACCCCAAUAGCCGGAUCAUUACUCAUGAUGUAGUCCAGACUGCUAUGCAGGCGGGGGGAGAUGAUCUUCGCGCCUGUGUCCCUUUCUGCUUACUAGUGUGUCUACGCUGGUUUCAACACCAGGCCUCGCAGGAGCUGUGGGAUGCCGACCUCCACGAGCUUCGGGCAACUGCUUGUGAGGUCAUUGCGAAGCGGAUCAUUGAAUCCGAAGAGGACCAGAAUCAUCUUCUCGUCCAUAUCCUACUCAAGCGUUACUCAAUCUUCCAAGAUGGCGAAGAAACUGCCCCAGCCAAUGUCAUCGAGCGAGCUGUUGAUCUCCAUGCUCUGAGGGUCAUUGGGUCUGCCGGAUACCAGAAGUGCAUCAGGUACCUCUGGAAUGGCUGGUUGUGCCAGCAGGAAGGCAACCCAACCAACUUUGUUCCCUAUCAUGAUAGAGAUAGUACUGAGUUUUCGGUGCACUUCCAUCCGGACCGCAUGAGGGCACCCAUUUACCAGAGCGCAUGCCAAAUUUUGUUCUCGCUUGUAUACUUGGCUUUAUACACCCAGAUCAUCAACUCCGUCAACCCCACCGGGGAUUUGGAUGUCAUUGAGGGAAUCCUUUAUAUUAUGACCCUGGCAUUUAUUUGCGACGAAGCGACCAAGCUUUGGAAAAUAGGGCGAAGCUACUUUGACUUCUGGAAUGCAUUCAACUCUACGCUUUACGCCAUCCUUGCCGUCUCGUUCUUCCUUCGCGUCGCAGCCCUGACACACUCCCCAUCUGCGGGCGACGAAAAGAGACAGGCAUUAAACAAACUAAGCUAUAACUUCCUAGCCUUCGCAGGUCCGAUGUUUUGGAUGCGCAUGAUGCUCUAUCUGGACACUUUCCGGUUUUUCGGCGCCAUGUUUGUUGUCCUGCGCGUCAUGAUGAAGGAGAGUCUGAUCUUCUUUGCUCUCCUCUUCGUCGUCCUGAUCGGGUUCUUCCAAGCGUUCACGGGCAUGGCUCAAGUUGAUAAUGGACCCCUCGGUACUAAAAGCAUCAUCAUUGGAAUGGCAAACAGUAUCAUGCAAAGCCCAGAAUUCGGGAUGUUUGAGGACUUUGCGUUUCCGUUCGGUAUCAUCCUGUAUUACUUCUAUACCUUUAUCGUUCUAACCAUCCUCCUUAACAUCCUAAUUGCCCUCUACAACACCGCCUACGAGGCCAUCUCCGGCAACGCAACGGAUGAGUUCAUGGCGAUAUUCGCACAAAAAACCAUGCAGUUCGUGCGCGCCCCGGACGAAAACGUCUUCAUCCCACCAUUCAACAUCAUCGAGAUUCUCUUCCUGAUCGUUCCUUUCGAAUGGUGGCUCCCCGGUCCAUCCUAUGCCAAACUUAACGACAUCGUAAUGGGUGUAAUCUACUCGCCGCUCCUAUUGAUAAUCGGCUUCCUUGAAGUGCGUGAAGCACGCCGAAUCAGACAUAACCGGCGCCGCGGCGAGGAAGACGAUGAUAGCGUCGAGGAGUGGGAGCAUAUAGCUGAGCAGGUGGACUUCGAGAUCGAUGAUACCUGGAAACAGCGUGUGUGUGAGAGUUCGCCGAACGUGCAUAUUGAUCAGAGUAGUGUUGAGAUCGCGCAGCUGAGGGAACAGAUUCAGUCGUUGACGGAGUUGGUAAGGCAGCUGGCCGAGGAGAAGAUGGGAGGUAGUUCGAGUUUUGGAGGUGGUGGAAAUGCAGGAGAGACGAGGUCUGAUCUUACUGACUGA
Aspergillus puulaauensis is the source of this 1917-nucleotide messenger RNA. It is a transcript of the gene yvc1, whose product is annotated as putative potassium ion channel Yvc1. The coding region runs from base 1 to 1917 and encodes 638 amino acids. The transcript has 4 exons. Lineage: Eukaryota; Fungi; Ascomycota; Eurotiomycetes; Eurotiales; Aspergillaceae. The record is from RefSeq and is a predicted model, not a curated record.